AUGGGCUUUCUUGUACAACCCAAGAUUCCUGUGAUUGACAUGGUAGAUAUGAAACAAAGCACAUCUAGUAGUUCCAGCUGGUCUUCGGCAUGCAGUGAAGUGAGGCAUGCACUUGAAGAAUAUGGUUGUUUUUUGGUCGUUUGCGACACUGUUACUAAGGAAGCCCGUAGGGAAGUAUUUGAUGCCUUAGAAACCCUAUUUGAUCUUCCGCUGGAAACUAAAAUAAAAAACACUUCCGAUAAGGCUUACCAUGGCUAUGUAGGCCAAAUCCCGUUUCUUCCACUGUUAGAAAGCAUGGGAAUUGAGCAUGCUACUAGUGUUAAUGCUGUUAAUAACUUCACAAAUGUUAUGUGGCCCUCUGGAAACGACAAUUUCUGUAGAAUGAUUCAGUCAUAUGCAAAACUAGUUUCUGAAAUUGAACAAAGCGUUAGGAAGAUGGCGUUUGAAAGCUAUGGAGUGCAUAGGUACCAUGAAUCCUACAAUGAAUCCGUGACAUAUCUUCUCAGAGUAAUGAAAUACAAACCCCCAAAUGGAGGCGAGACAAAAAUGGGUUCCAUAUCUCACACGGACAAGACAUUCAUAUCCAUACUCAACCAAAACCAAGUGAAGGGAUUAGAGGUUAAAUACAAGGACAACAACUGGAUCCAUGUGGAGUAUCCUCCUUCAUCUUUCUUGGUCAUGGCAGGUGAUGCAUUCAAGGCAUGGAGUAAUGACAGAGUGCACUCUCCUUAUCAUCGAGUAGUCAUGGAAGGGCAUGCAUAUAGAUACUCAAUAGGGUUAUUUACAUACCACAAAGGGAUCAUAUCAGUACCAGAAGAGUUAGUUGAUGAGGAGCACUCGAGAAAAUUCAAGUCAUUUGAUCAUUUUGGAUAUCUUGACUUCUACGACAACGACUCAUUGUUUGAGCAAGAAUACUGUCACAUUAAAUCAUAUUGUGGGGUGUGAUACAUCGGUUUUACUUUUGAACGACGCUUCAACAAGUUUGUCAAUUAGCUUUGUCUUUUACGAUAUAUGUUGUGCAUAAUGAAUGUAUGUCUUGUAGGGGUCUGCGCAGUGCGGUUUGGUACGGUUUAUAGUUAAAACCGCAAACUGCACUGCAUAUACGGUUUGAGAAUUUUAGAAACCGCAAACCGCACCAUGAAAACUUUAAACGUUGUUGUACGGUGUGGUUUAGUACUACGGGCCGUUUGUACGGUUUAAAUGCGGUUUGAUUAGUUUUUCAACAUUAUGCUACCGGCUGUUCUAUUUCAUAAAUCGU
Molecule: messenger RNA, 1258 nt
Organism: Lactuca sativa (garden lettuce)
Lineage: Eukaryota; Viridiplantae; Streptophyta; Magnoliopsida; Asterales; Asteraceae
Product: putative 2-oxoglutarate-dependent dioxygenase AOP1
Source: RefSeq, a predicted model, not a curated record